This is a messenger RNA of Pelobates cultripes (western spadefoot toad), 14711 nucleotides long. Lineage: Eukaryota; Metazoa; Chordata; Amphibia; Anura; Pelobatidae. The record is from the annotation of a GenBank genome assembly.
GUUCUAGCCCAGGGAGCGCGCUUUAUGUAAGGGGAGGGUGACGUGCGUGACGUAGCGUGCGUGGCGCCCUGCACGCACUCUUGUCUGCCAGCCUCUUGCUAUCCCCUGUCCUCGAGCGAUGCGCUCGCGCUCACUAGCCGGCUCUGGCGCCACGGUCUCCCCCCGGCUCCCUAGGAACCCGCGCGCCGUUGCCAUUGGAGACGCGCAGCCUCGUGCCGGUGGACUCGGGCGCGGACUGAUGACGCGCUGCCCCCUCCCUCUGCCGGCGGCCCGGGGCUGAGAAGUCGCUCCGGUUGUCGGUGCGCCCCGGCCGGUCAGUGUGUGUGUGAGAGUCCCCGCGGCCGAGCUGUCCUCCUCCUCCUCCUCCGCACCCCGGAGCCAUGUUGCGGGUCCUGUCCGCCGAGUCUCAGGUAAAGCUGCCCGCGGUGCGAGUCUGUCUGUCUGUCUGCCGGGAGCUCCCCCUCUCUCUCUCUCUCACUGCGCCCACACACAGCCCGGCCUCGGACACCUCCCCCCUCCUCCCCGGGCCCCCCCGGGACCCAGCCCGCUCCGGGGGACAAUGGCACUGACUGGGCUCCCCGCCGCCUGUGCCACCUGCCCCGGGCCGCGACACGGACUGAGCCCCGGCCUGGGCUGCCGCAGGGCAGGUGUCAGGGGAGGUGGGGGCCCGGGCUGUGUGCUGGGAGAGGCUCUGGGGGGCCCAGUAUGGGGGGAGAGGGGCCGGGGAGCGGGGCCCCUGUGUGCGUGCUGAGUGCGCAAUGUCCAUGGCGGGCUGGGAGCGCAUGAUCAGCUCUCACCCAGGGAGAGCCCACUGUAACCCCCCUUCCCCCCAGGAGAGAGCCCACUGUAACCCCCAGGGAGAAACCACUGCACCCCCAGGGAGAGCCCACUGUAACCCCCAGGGAGAGCCCACUGUAACCCCCGAGAGCCCCCUGUAAUGUAACCCUCCCCCGGGACAUUCUCCCCUGUAAUGUAUCCCUCCCCCGGAGAGCCCCAGUCGUAUCCCCCCUCCCCGGGAGAGCCCCCAAUGUAACCCCCGGGAGAGCCCCUGUACGUAACCCUCCCCGGAGAGCCCCUGUAAUGUAACCUCCCUCCCUCGAGAGCCCCCGUAAUAACCACUGAGCCCCCUGCACAACCCCCGGAGCCCCCUGUAAUGUAACCCUCCGAGAGCCCCUGUAAUGUAAUAACCCCCGGAGCCCCUGUAACCCCCGGGAGAGCUCCCUGUAAUGUAACUCCCGAGAAAGCCCCCUGUGGACGUAACCCCCGGGGAGAGCCCCCUGUAAUGUAUCCCCCCCGGACUGCCACCCUGGGGGGCAUGAUCGGCUCUCACCCAGGACUGCCACCCUGGGGGGCAUGAUCGGCUCUCACCCAGGAGAGCCCACUGUAACCAUCCAGGACUGCCAACCUGGGGGGCAUGAUUGGCUCUCACCCAGGAGAGCCCGCUGUAACCAUCCAGGACUGCCACCCUGGGGGGCAUGAUCGGCUCUCACCCAGGAGAGCCCCCUGUAACCACCCAGGACUGCCACCCUGGGGGGGCAUGAUCGUCUCUCACCCAGGGAGAGCCCACUGUAACCACCCAGGACUGCCACCCUGGGGGGCAUGAUAGGCUCUCAUCCAGGGGCAGCCCCCUGUAACCAUCCAGGGGCAGCCCCCUGUAACCAUCCAGGGGCAGCCCCCUGUAACCAUCCAGGGGCAGCCCCCUGUAACCAUCCAGGGGGGGCAUGAUCAGCUGUCACCCAGGAGAGCCCACUGUAACCAUCCAGGGUUUCCACCCAGGGGGACAUGAUCAGCUCUCACCAAGGAAAACCCACUGUAACCAUCCAGGGCUGGGAGGGAGGGGGGCUGCCACCCUUGGGGAGCAUGAUCAGCUCUCACCAAGGAGAGCCCACUGUAACCAUCCAGGACUGCCACCCUGGGGGAGCAUGAUCAGCUCUCACCAAGGAGAGCCCACUGUAACCAUCCAGGGUUGGGAGCCCACUGUAACCAUCCAGGGAUGCCACCCAGGGGGGGCAUGAUCAGCUCUCACCAAGGAGAGCCCUCUGUAACCAUCCAGGGUUGGAAGCCCACUGUAACCAUCCAGGGCUGCCACCCAGGGGGGCAUGAUCAGCUCUCACCAAGGAAAACCCACUGUAACCAUCCAGGGCUGGGAGGGAGGGGGGCUGCCACCCUGGGGGAGCAUGAUAAGCUCUCACCAAGGAGAGCCCACUGCCACCAUCCAGGACUGCCACCUUGGGGGAGCAUGAUGAGCUCUCACCAAGGAGAGCCCACUGUAACCACCAAGGGGGGAGCAUGAUCAGCUCUCUAUCCUCACCAAGGACAACCAACUGUAACCAUCCAGGGCUGGGAGGGAGGGGGGCUACCACCCUUGGAGAAUAAUGGGUCUCAGAACAUUAAUUCAUGGGGGGUGGGGGGAGUAGGAUUCAAAAUUGUGAUUUUGGUUCUUUUGAGAUUUAUGAAACAUUGUAACACAUAAUUUUUGUUUUUAAACGUGGUAACAUGAUAGACAUGCAACAUAGUAUUGAAAGUUUCUUUAUGGAGCAAAAUAUGCAGGUGCUGUAAACUCAUUAGCCGACAGGCGCUUUGGAUCAAAAGGAUUUAUUUUUUCUUACAACUGUUAUAAGUGCAGACUUGGCAUGUGUGUCUGAACCAUUCCUGUUUUAACAGUUUUUUUUUUUUCCUUGUUUUUUUUUUAAUUGUUAGUACUAUAGUUACAGCAGGUGCACUUGUAUUAAAUCUCCAUUAAAGAGACAUUGUAUUGUACAAACUUGAACCUGUUCUGUCCACACGUAACACACAGCCUAUUUUAUCUUAAUUUGAUUAUCAGUUUUAGUUUAGCAUACCGUCAAAGUUUUCAUGAUUAUUUGGAUAGUCACACAUUGAUGCUUGAGUGUUGUGACAUUUUGUGCAUAUAAUUGCUAUGAGAGCAUCCCUUGCAGAGAAAUACAUUCAUGGGUCUGUGUGACCCAUGCAUCAAAAUGACAAAUCCAUGGUUUUUGGUUUCAGUGUCAGUCUUUGAUUCUUGUAACUGCUGAUCUUCUUGAAUCAUAUCUGGUAGUAGUAUUGUAGGCAUCAUAGCUAAAUUGAUUUUUAACAAAUGGAUAAGGUUUAAUUUCCUAGAUUUAGUAUUGAGCUUGUAUAUUUAUGGAACCAACUGCAAAUAUGCACACGAUUCACUCAUCUGUAGUCUUUACAUGCAUUUUUCUUCCCACAAUGCAUCCAGUGUGGCAUCCAUAUUGAAGGACAAAGCAAAUUUGUCUAGUGGGUGCACACAUUUAGCAGCUUCCAAUGCAAAGUGUGUGCAAUAUGCGGAUGAAAGGUCCUUGACUUGUGCAUGUCCUCUGUACAGUUCUUAGUGAUGUAGAUUACAAAUGGAUUAGAGUAUAUAAAGGGAAUGCAAUAUUUUAAUGCAAAACUAUUCUGACUACACUCUGCAGAGUACUACAUUUGCAUUGUGUUCAUUUGUAUCCAAAAAGAUUUUGAUAUGUAAUCAAACCUUUUUCAUUUAAUGAAUGAAGAGGAAAUAUCUAUUGUUAAUUGGGUCGAAAUACCAUUGGUACGUCUGAGACGUUAUAAUCUGAGUUUUUCUAAUAUUUUAUGCCUUGUAUUGUACAACAUUACUGGCAUCAAGAUAAAUGCGGUCUAAGAAUAAUCACGAAUGGUGGCAUUUUUAAAUGGGCACAACUCUGGUAUUCCAGUGUUUUGUGGGUGUCACCUGGUCUGUAUUCCAUCUUCCAGCCAACUUUGUUAUUAAUUAGACCAUUAGAUAUAAAAAAGGAUAGUCAAUCAUCCUUUCUCCAACAUGCUUCAAAGUUUCAGUGCCUAAGUAGCUAUGUUUUAAGUACAUUUGAUAUAAAUAAUAAAUGUUCACACUUUUUGCUUUGUAUCGCUUAAUAUAAUACACUUCUACAUUCUAGAAGACUUUCAACUUACUACACAAUGCAUCACAUUCACCCAACUUGCUGACAGUGUAUAUUCGCAACGGUAGCUGAAGUUCCUUUUAUUUGGGAGUGGAAGCUGGACAGUUUAAAAGGAUUGCACCAAGGCUGCAGGUGCAAAAGGGUCAGGUUUAUGUUUGCAGCAUCCAACCACCACCAUUUGCUACAAUUUUUUGCAACUGUGUGCAAGAUGAGGACUGCUCUGUUUUUAACCUAUCAAUGCCCUUUACAUCCUGGUGUUUGGAGCAUCCCUAGAAACCAAGUACCAAUGUGCAGUUAAAAGCCGCCAAAGCCCAUGUACAAUGUAAUGUAUCCCUUGAAUACAAAACAUUGUUAAAAAAAAUAAUGCAAAACUUUCUAAAUGUUUAUGCAAUUUAUUUUUGCUUCUAUAUUCAGUUUCAUUGCAUGAAAGAAUACUGAAUCUCUAUUAUUGAGAUUCCAAUUCUAAAUUACAUCCAAAUCUACCAUUUUCCCUUAAUUUUCUUUUUUACAAAGUUAUUUUUUUAUUUUAUUUUUUAUUUAAUUAAUGAAAACUGUUUGAAAAGAAUGUGCACAUAACUACUGGAACUUUCUAUAAUCAUUGCAAAUAAACAGUCUGUUAUUGAUUGAGAGCAGAGAAAGCUUAAUUUAUUGUACCUGAAGAAAAACCUGUGUCUUUGCCAAUCAACUUUUUCUGAAUUGUAAACUCUUGUAACUUGUUAAAUUGGAAUUUUGUUUAACAAAUGCCAUUGAAUAUUUGUUUUGUGUAAAAUUGUCAAACCAUGAAUGUGACACAGGUCUGUUAACUUUGUCCUAGGCAACUAAUGAUGGGCAAGAGGCCCCUGUUUAUCCACUGGGAAAUUAUAAAACAAAAAAAAAAAAAAUUUUUUUUUUUUUUACAAGUUGAUUUUCCUGUCACUAUUGCUGUGAAGACACAAUUACGUUUUCCUGUCCCCUCCCCCCGCACCGCCCUCUCACCCAAAGCAAUUUUUGGAUUUUACUCCUUUUUAUUCCAGCGCCAAGCCAGUCAGUCAAGGAUGGCUCCGACCCCCUAGACUGAGAUCAUCAAAAUUGACUAUCUCAGCCAAUCCAAAACGCGGCGCCAUUCAGCAUCUCCUCAUAGAUAUGCAUUGAAUCAGUGGCAAUCAAUUGGGAAUCUUCAAUGGUGUUACUAGACCGUAAUGUAAACACAGUGUUUUCUCUGAAAAGGCAGUGUUUCAAUUAAAAUGUCUGCAGGUACAUACCAUACACAGCAGAACUACAUUAAGCUGCAGUUGUUCUGGUGACCAUAGUGUCCCUUUAAAUGUUUCAAAGUGUUAUUUCUUUGCAUUUUGCCAGAUUUCCUUUUCGUUAGCUGCAAAUUUCUUCCCAUCUCAAUACUAUCUUGGAAAACACUACUGAACAGUACAUAUUUUCUGGUGGAUUUUAAAAGGCAUAUACUUUUUUUUUUUUUAUUGUCCUAGUACCCAAAGAGAAAAUAUGAUGCCAUGAUAUAGAAUAGCUCAGUUCUGUGCCAAAUAUUCUUUUCACCUUCUGUUCGUGGUGUUUAUGUAAAUAUACUUUUAUCUUCCAGUCUUUCGCAGCAAGUAUAGUAAAUACUGGCUUUACCUUAAAUUAAACCAUGGAAAAAAAUAUCAGUACACUUCGGAAGACACACUUUUUGCGCAAUAAGGUAUUAUACAAACUUAUGUGUGUAUAGAUGUGUUCUUAAAUGCAUCCCCUGCAUGUGAUCUCUUUAAAAAAAAAAAAAAAAAGCAUGUGUGUUUUUGAAGUGUUUGUAUUGGUGAAUUUUGACUUGUAUUUAUUUAAUUUUGUUUGUUUGUUUGUUAAUCACCAGUAUGUUUGUUUUUAGCAGAGCAAAAAUGAAACGGAUACUCAAGAAGCAAAGUUGGCUCCUACACAGAAAAUGUAUUUAAGGGACAAGUAUUGCCAGACCGAUCAUCAUCACCAUGGUUGCUGUGAACCACGUCAGUGUCUUUUUUUUUUUUUAAAUAUAUUUCUUUGCCAUCCAAAAAAAUAAGCAUUUGUAACCUCAGGGGUAGCAGUGCUGAUAUUGUGUAGUCACCCUUUUCUGCAUAGGUGAAGACAAAAGCUUGAAUAGCAAAAUAGUCAAGUAGGCAGUAAUGUUGAAGACACCCUUCAGUUAUAAACCUAGUUUGUGUUUUUUUUUUUUUUUAACCUUCAUGUGGUAGAAGAGCAGGGCAGCAGACCUCUUCCUCAUAUUAUCUGUUUAAACAUUGUAGAUUCUCUACGUGUAUCCAAUUUUUUUUUUUUUUUUACUAUUGCAGUGUUUUCUGAGUAUAGGCAUCUAAACAGCCUACUGUAGUGGUAACGGUGCCAGUAGUCUCCUGUUGCCAUCCAUUGGAAAUGUUGUUUUUUGUUGUUUGUUUUUGUCCUGCACGAUCUGGAAUUUAAAAAAACAUCUCCGCCCUCCUUGCCCCCCCCCCCAAACUCUUUACCCGAAUAACCUAAGAAAUCUUAUUUGAGAAACUGGUGCAAAUUGCUUCUUGUGUUACUGCUAUUCUUAGAGAAUAUUCUUGUUUUGCAUGCAGUCAAUGGUGCAGGUGGUUUCCUGUUGUGAGUUUCUAAUGCUGUGGUUUCCAUAUUUACUACUGGUUAUUUUCUGGCACGAUCAUGAUAACUGUGUAUUGUGUCCUGUAGAAGCAUAAAGCCUGACGUUAACUAGAACAUAACAAUACACUGUUCUGAACGAUUACCAUGCAUCAUGGAAUGAAAGCAACAAGUUUGUUCCGAAACGGAUUUAGUUCCAUUGUGCACUAUAUAAAGUAUGGCUUAUUAUGGGUUGCAUGCCUAUGGUUUCCAUAUUUCUUCUUAUGUACAUUUUUGCCAAUUUUAAUUACCUUUCUGUACUGGUUUCAUAUGACAAGUUUUACUGAGCAGUUUUCAAAUUGCUGUUGGGAAAUUCUCCCCACCACCAAUAAAUAAAUAAUAAUAAUAAAAAAAUAUAUAUAUACUUGCUGACAUUACUAACCUCUAAUGGAAAUGGUCAUCAUAAUAAGAAAUGUCUCUGUGAGCACUUUGGGCACUGGAACAUUUAAUUUCAAUGAAGCUGUGGGGCUCGGAUGUCUAGGGUGACAUCUUGCCAUAAAGAUUUCAACCAUUUACAAAUUUUUCACUCUGAAGUCUUGAAGACAGCUCAUGCCCCGCUUUGCCCCUUGGCUUCGAUGAGGAAACCUUGGACUGAGAGACACACUCAUCCUGUCACGAACUUCCCAUUUAAUACUGUUGUGAGCAGGGUACAAAUUUUCCUCAUAUUCUUUAAAUUUAUCUAAGAAAUGGAACAAAGUGUGUUGAGGGGAGGGGUUAGGGGAAGGCUAUUUCAUUUUUUGUUUGUAAUAAGCAGUAGAAAUCUAUUUUACUUUAUUUUUUAUUUUAUUCUUAAUCUUUCCAGUUCCAUUGUUGGAGCCUGGCGACCCUCCUCUAUUACAACAACCUGUGCAAACUGCAAAGUCUGGUAUCCUACAAAUUAUUGAAUGUUUCCGAUCAGGUAUGAUUUUUCCUUUUGUUCUCUCCUUUUUUUUAAAGGCGCAUAUAUCUACAUGUAAUUUUUUCUAAAACUGCAUUGUUACUGCACCACAAAUAGACAGUUCUGAUAGGGGAAAUGCCAGUUAAGCUGUGGUGGAAUAUACUCUGAAAGAAACGAUCUUCCUUUCUCAAACCAUUUGUAAGCGCAAGCCAAUGCUUUACAAACCAUUAAACUUUUUCAGCCUGGAGUUUUGCUUUCUGUUAUUUCAAACUAGCAACCAGCCUAGGAGAUUUUUAAUGAACUGUGUGUACAUUAAAAAUAAAUAUUGCAGUCCAGUAAAGAACAAAAAUGGCCUCUUCUAAAAACGUAAUGUUCAUUUUAUAUCUGUAGUGUAGAUUGAUAACAUUACACAUUGUUUAUUGUGAACAUUAUUGUUGCUUGUGUCUAAACAUUUAAUAUUUAAUAUGUAAUGUUGAAAUAUAUCUAUUUCUUGUAGGAACUACCCAGCUGAAAAACAUGUUGUUAAAAGAGGUGGAUACAAUAUUUGAAUGCAAAACCUGUCGCAGCCUCUUCAGAGGUCUCCCAAAUCUAAUAACUCACAAGCAGUUCUACUGCUUAACGAAAGGUCGGAUCGAUGAGAGUAAGUUUUUAAGAACAGACUACUUUCUUGCUUCUGUGUUUUAUGUACUGUGUGAUGCACAAUGAUUUAUUUAUUUUUUUGCUGUAGUACUACACCCUUCUGUUUAUUUGCUACUUUUAGAACACAACCAGGUUUGAAAUCAUGCAAAUUUAUCUAGUCUACAAAUGCUAAUUUUGUUCUUUAGCUUAAAUAAAGAAAAAUUAAAGUUCAGUGAGAAAAAUACAGGUUGAAUGCUUUCUGCAGCUUCAUCUAGCCCGGGCCAAAAUCUCUUUAUAUCAUUGUUUCUUAUUUAUCCUCUGUCUUACUAAUGCAGUUUGGAUUAUUUUCAAUGUCUUAAGAUGGUUUUUGUUUGUUUUCAGAUCCCAUCUAUGAGGGCAAUAAACAGACAGAGUCCAUGAGAAACCUCUUGGAUACAAUUUAUCCAAAAGAGCAACCUGAAUAUGUAAUAAAUCUGGAGCCUAUUCAGUCCAAUCGUAAUGCAGUCUUCCAGUUUGUUACCCCAGCUGGGGAAACCAGAGCUUCUAGGAACAACACAUCUGAGGUAGUGGAUGUUCAAACUGAACCGUCUGGGUCUGUUCCGAAGUCUGACUGUACAACAGCAAAAGAGUUUGAAGAAUCCACUUCUACAGAAAGUGUUAAAAUAGAUGAUUUAUUCACUACUCCAGCUGAAGCCAAAAGUCAGUUGUCUGACUUGAUGACACAACCUGUGGCAUCUGGUGGCGAGAAUCCAUUUUCAUGUCGCAUUUGCAAGAAAAACUUUCACUGCAGAAGAAGCAUUCGUCGGCACAUUAAAAAAGUACACAAGAAAAAAUUGGAGGAUAUAAAGAAAUUCAUUGAGAUACAAAGUAUACCUACGGACUCUUCUGCACAAAGUCACAUGAGACUGGUUCAUAUGACCGUUGGCAAAAGCUGUCCAAUGUGCAAUAAAUCUUUUGCAACAAAAGCCAAUGUACGAAGGCACAUUGAUGAAGUUCACAAAGGACUGAAACGAGAUUCAAUAACUCCCGAAACACCUGCAAAAUCUAUUAAAAAUAUAUCCAUGAGUACUGCAUCUCCUAAAAAAUCGGUAAAGUCUAUACCGCGUACCCCUAAAUCUGUAAAUUCAGACUUCAGUCUAAGUUCUUGCAAAUGUCCAUAUUGCAAGAGACGAUAUACAUCUCAAUACCUGCUGAGAAAACAUGUACAAAUUGUCCAUAAAACAGCUGUUUGUACAGCAGAUUCCAAGCAAGAUCAUGCUACUAAAACAAAUGGCAAAGUCAAAUUUGAAAACUCAAACUCUGUAGACUCUUCAUCUUCUGGUUCUCCGCAGAGUGAAUUAAAAGGGACGACGAGUGCAAAUGAGAAAAAGAGCAACCAUGCUACUCAGAAGAACAAAGCUAAAAGUGAAACGGGUUCUCCCAAAAGUAGCUCACCUAUAGCAGGGGUGAAGAAAUGUAUGAAGAAGCCAAAGUUUUCAGCUGGCUUCGACUUCAAACAACUGUAUUGUAAACUGUGUAAACGUCAGUUCACAUCCAAGCAGAAUCUAGCAAAGCACAUAGAGCUGCACACGGAUGGAAGUAGCAUCUACGUGAAGUUCUAUAGGUGCCCUCUAUGCUCCUAUGAGACGCGCCGCAAGCGGGAUGUCAUACGACAUAUUACAGUGGUGCACAAAAGGACACAAAGAGCUCUGGUAAAAAUUACUGCAAACUUGGAAAGCCGGGCAAUAAAAAAGCCCAUCGAGUCCAUUCUGGAAAAGGUGGGCAAAAGAAACCCACAAAAAGACAAGAUGAAACGUUCUAAUUUGAAACUAGAUGGAGCCUCUGUUUCUCAGAGUAAGAAAUGGGAGGGAGGAGAUACCAGCAUUGAAGUCAAAGUGACCAAAAACUUCUCUUUACUUAAAUGUAAUAAGUGCGGCAAAGCAUUUGCCAAAAAAACUGAUUUGGAUCAGCAUAAAAAAAAUCAUAAAGCCAAUCCAAACAAUACUGCCGUUGACUCAAAAAGCAAAGGAAGAAGUACACGUUCUAAAACUACUGUGUAAAUGGUAUUCUUGUCCCAGUGCUGAAAUGUUUUUGAGUGAACAGUGCAGGGUUUUUAUUUGCUAAAAUCCAAUUUUAACACGUUAAAUUAGUUGUAAAAAUCAGGCUAAAAUAGCCAAGCUGUGACUGGAGCAGAGGUGUUUUGUUAAUUUCCCCCCGCCCCAGGUGUGUGUGUGUGUGUGUAUAUGUAUAUAUAAAUUUAUUUUUUUUAAUUUUUUUUUUUAACUUUGUUUUUUGUUUGAAGUUUUGUGAGUAAUCCUGCAGAUGUUUUCUUUCUUAGCUCUGUGUUCUUCGAAAUCCUGGGGUAAAUGCUGCUAAAGUAAGCAGUGUGGGAUCUGGAUAAGUUAAUUUCUUUCAGUAUUGUGUAAGAUUUUUAGAAGGAAAUUAUGGCUUACUUGCCCCAUGCAGCCUUGAGUUGGACAUAAAAGGAUUCCACUGCAUUGCCAAGUUGGGUCCAUUUAUAAACUCCCCUUUGAAAGACUAUAAGAUAUAAAUGUGACACUUCUUGAAUGUUCCAAGCGCUACUCACCAGUGGUGAAUAAUGACUUGUGUUUUACUAUGCGGGAGAAAACAAAAAUCUGUUUUUGUCAGAAUAACUUGAUAUCAGAGUUAUCUUAUAGGAUGUAACUUAAUGUUGAUGUAAAAAUAGAAUUUUAUUUUAGAUUUUGCUGUGAAGCAAUGAAAAUAAUUCAUGGCACGAUGAUGGAUCAGAUUUGAUUUGAAGUUUGCUGAGACAUUUUACAUUUAUCUAACCGUUUUAGAAAUUCCAUUAGUUGAUUUCAUUUUUGUUUUUCUCUCGUUCCUUCAAAUGAAUUUCAACAGAGUGCUUUAUUCCUGUUUUGGGAGGGCACGUAAAGGUCUGUGCACCUUUCCUCUUGUUGCUUGAGGAUCUUAUUUUGAUCUGAUUUGAGGAUUUGUAUUUUUUUUUUUCUCUCCUUUUGGGGGGCGUGGGUGUUCUUGUUCCUUUUUAAUUGCAAAUAAAUGGGGUGGUUCCACAAGGAAACUUGAAAAAGGGAAAGCAGCUCAGGAAAUGUGCGCGAACAGAAUUCAUAACAAAAUUGAGUAAUUUUGUCCUUUUUGCCUCUGUAGCACAAACUUACACUGAAUAGAACCUCAAUAUAUAGGCAGUCUUUGAAACUAUUUUACUGUAAUAAAAAGUCAAUGGGACUACAUUAAGUACACUAUUUAAUCAAAAUCUGCAUUAGUGUGUGUGCUUGAUGUGGUUAAUUUGUGUAUUUGUUACUCUGGUCAGCUUGGUCAGGGGACAAUGAAGUUAUUAAACUUUUUCUCUUAACACCCUUGCUUACUAAUAAACAGUAAAAUCUUAAACAAGUAAGCACAUCUUAAUUUUUAAGUAUCCUGCUAUUAAUGAUUUUUUUUUUUUCCCCUCCUCAGACUUUCUGUUUACAGGACACCUCUAAACAACCUAACAGUAUGUGUUUAGUACCAUCCAGUUUUAAUGUUACAUUUUGCACAUUUUCAUUGUGUAAGAAUGCCAAAUCAAUACAUACAAAUUAGCCCAAUAUCUUGUUUUAUCUUUCUUUUCAUAAAGAUAAACUAGAGGCAAUAUACAAGUUGCAAUGCAAAUAUUACAUUGUCUUUUGUAACUUCCAAUUUAAAUUGGGGACUAUUUAUGGUGUUUUCAUGACCUUUUGUUUUUUAAAUAAAACACUUGCUUGAAGAAUCUAUAUAUUCUUGAUUUAGUUUGUUUAACCAUUUCAUUUCUGAAUCUGUUUUUCUCUCAAUAUGCAUAAUUUCAAGUGUUUGUUUAAAAUGGUUAUCUACCUCAAAUUUGUCAAUUGGAAUUUUAAGUUUUAUCAGGACUACUGAUGUCAAAUUAUUUACCAUUGUGGUAUUGUUUAAUUUGUCCACUUUAAACAUUUUAAGGUUGUUUAAAAAAAAAAAAAAAAAGUGUUUGGUUUUAUCCUGUUCUACAAGUAAAGGCUAAUCUAGCAUCUGUUGCCAAAUCUCAUUUUAAAUGGGAAGUUCUAGCGACAAAAUCUAUUAGGUUUUAUUUUUAAGUUGGGGUAGCUUUAAAGAGACACUCUGGGCACCAAGAUAACGUGUAAACAUUUUAUAGGUGUUGGCCUGCUUGCAUUUUUAAUUUUGUGCACUAGUUAUACAAAACCAAUCAAAGUUGACCUCUUUUUACGGAGGAAUGUGUGUAACAAGGUGCUUUACAAAGUGCAAGUGAUUUUCAGGCUGCUCUAUACACUUGUGUGGAAAUAUCCUCUAUCCCACUUGACAAAAUCGUAGAUUUAAAUACGGUGUAAGUAACAGAGGCCUACACCUAUAAGUGGAGCGCUCAAACUUAUAUAUUGCUUACCAAGCGUUGUUUCAUAUCAUGGUACAUGUAAAAGAAUCCAGAAGAAUACAAUAUAGUGCAGAUGGUAUAUACAAAGUGACAGUGCAAUAAUAGUAGUGUAAUCUUAAUGGCUGGUACACUCACAUUCCAAGGAGCCUGUAUUUGGAAACACUGGCUCCGUAUAUAAGCUUGUGUGCUUAUAAUGGUAGCACCACCCUUCUACUUCGGUGUGGAGUAAUUCUCAAAAAUAAAAACAGAGGGAAAGCGUACCAAUGUGUAGAUAUUGUUCAUGAAAGCACACACUUGAGCGCUCCACUUAUAGGUGUAGGUCUCUGUUACUUACACCGUAUUUAAAUCAGUUAUACAAAACAUUUGCAGCACUAAGCGUCUUGUCCUGGUAUUGUUUGUCCCACUUCUCCAAUAUUUACUUUCUCUUUGGUUUAAAUACGUCCUGUGCUGCUCCCUUUUGUGCAUCAUACUCAGUACAAUGCUGCUAGCCAUGCAUUGCAGGACUUGGCUCAUGAGAGCCAAGGUAAGAUCUUGCUUAGGAGCUUUUGGCUGAGCGUAGAUGUGGAACAACGCUUAGUGGAUCCAAGGUAAGUAGUCGAUCUGUUACUAAACGGCUGCACUCCUUAUUUUGGAUUCAUGGGGGGGGAAAAAAUGCAAAACCGCAUGUGGAUGUCUGGAGUGCUUAAAGGACCACUAUAGUGCCCUCCAGCGCCGGCCUCUCCACCUCUGGGGAACUCUCCUCCCUCUGCGGAUGUCAGCGCCGCAUGAGCCGCGCGUGCAUUCACACAGUCCAUAGGAAACCAUUUCUCAAUGCUUUCCUAUGGACGUCCAGCGUCUUCUCACUGAUUUUCACAGGGAGAAGCGCAGAAGCGCCUCUAGCGGCUGUCAGUGAGAGCCACUAGAGGCUGGAUUAACCCUUAGUGAAACAUAGUUUCAGAGAAACUGCUAUGUUUGCAGCUGCAGGGUUAACACUAGAUGAACCUGAGGGAGCAGAGAGCAGCCGCAAACAGAGUACUGCUUCCUGGCAUGCCGCGCACCAUGCUCCUGCAGGCGGCCGCCUCCAAUAUUUCCCAUGACGGCUGCUGUCAAAGCUCCCUCCCACACUAACUAGAAAGCUGGCAAAUACCAGAUGUCAGGGUGAAAUUUUCUAGUCGCCGUGGCGAUCUGGUGCUUGAUAUUUGUCGAGCCCUACCUUAAAGGGCCACUCCAGACCCCUAAUGCACUUUAGCUUGCUGCAAAGCUUUUAAUGUUUGAAGAGUGUGUCCGCUUCGGUUCAUUUUGCAAAAAGUGCAGAUUUCAAUAGAAAUUGAGACUUUUCUUCAUUAACCUUGGUAACGCCCCCUUGGCUUUCAAGAAGACAACGGGUUCUGCUACUUCCUGGUUUUGUUAGCUCAGUGGGGCUAAACUCAAGAAUCAGCGUUUGCCCAUAAGCACCCGCCUUGCAAACUCUUCAUUGAGCUGCAAUGGAAAGUCUGGACAGCAACAAAAAGUCUUGGUGUGGCUAAAAAGGGAAGGAUUGCAAAGGCAGAACUGCAAUAUUUGCAAACUGUUUAUUAGACAUACCUCCAUGAAAAAAAAUUUGUGUUAAUUUAUUUUCUAAUUGGGGAGUGGAGUGUCCCUUUAACAAUGGUUUUGCAACACUCUAGAAAGUGGUCUUGAUGUGAAAUAUGUAUUUAUACCAUUAACUUUCCACAUGGAUGUGAAACUAUCAAUUGCGAAUUUUAGAAAUAGGUGUCAAGAUUCUGUAAUGGUCAAGUGGGAUGGCUACAUUUUAUAUAUUUUUUAGAACUAAUGAAUUAUUUUAAAUAGAUUUACUAUUGGCUUGUUAAUAUAUUGGCAGUAAUCAGAAAUUGACUAUUAUUUUAAUUUGUUUUUCAUGUAUGUAUUAAGUUUAUUUUCAAUAUAUGAUGAAUCGCAGCCCAGAUAGCAGAGAAGAAGUAGAUCAUUUAAGUGUCUAGUAUGUCUGUCUUUAAUGCCUUGGAAUAUUUUAUUUUUAAGCAGUCUGAAGACGUAAUGCUCAGAAUGCUACAACCCAAAUGCUCAAAACCUCAUAUAUUUUUUUUUUUUUUUCAAACCCAAACAUUUUGUCUUGUAUAAAUAAUUGUUAGUUUGUUUUAUGGCUUCUUAAUCUUGCAGGUAUCGUUUCUAAUCUAAUUUUUAUGCUUACGAAGGAUACAGUAAAACGAAGAAGGUUGUUGUUGAUGUCCUUAUUUUAAAUGUAUGUGCCUAUAUUGAAUAAGUGUUAACUGGAAAUAAAUCAGACUGGAUUUUGGUCUUGGUUUUUAAUGACCUUAUUUUACAACAGAUUCUCUAAAAUCUAGAACAUAUUUAAAUCUGAAUC